This is a messenger RNA of Brassicogethes aeneus, 708 nucleotides long. NCBI's taxonomy places the organism in Eukaryota, Metazoa, Arthropoda, Insecta, Coleoptera, Nitidulidae. The record is from the annotation of a GenBank genome assembly.
AUGUACAAUUUACCAAAUGGAUAUUCGAAAAUUUCUGACCACAAAAAAAGGCCUAGAUCAGAUGAUAAAGGCGAGGCUAGUGUCAGUAGUUCUAAUGCUGAGCAGACCUCCUCUAGCACACAAUCCCUUUAUUCCCAAGAGUGCGAUGAUUUGGGCGAUGAUGUGGGCGAUGAUUUGGGCGAUUAUAUGGAAUCACUUCACAUAAAAGAGUCAAAAAAAUAUAGUUUACUUACUUGUCCAUAUGUACCAUUUAAAAAUUACGAUUUUAAAAAAGAUGCUACUGGAAAGAAACGUUUUUUUCAACGAGGCUGGUUAAAAGUGUAUGAAUGGAUGGUUUAUUCUAAAAAAUUAAAAGGUGCACUUUGCAAACAUUGUGUCCUUUUUAGCCCAAAUGUUAAAAGAGGAGUUAAAGGAGCUUUUGUUAUAAAAGAAUUAACAGCCUACAAGCAUUUACACGAAGCUGCAAGGAAGCACAUUGAAUCCGAAUGGCACCGUCACUCUAUUCUUACUAGUAUGGAUUUUAUAAGAAUUGCAUAUGGAAAUAAACCCACAGUUAGCGAACUUCUAAAUAAUCAAGAAAGGGAUAUAAUUGAACAAAAUAGAAAAAAACUGUCACCAAUAAUUUCCACAAUUUUACUUUGUGGGAAACGGGAUAUUGCUUUAAGAGGCUUCUCAAAUUUAGGGUUGAAAGUGGCGACAAAAUUAUAG